AGCUUGGCCCUGACAUGCUGGUUUGCUCAGUGGGCCACUCUGGAGGGGAGUCGUCAUGCUCAGCUCCACCCUCCAGCCUCCCAAUGUGUGUCUCAGUAGGGGCGGGGACACGGCGAAGAGGAAGAGGCUGAAAGGGGAAGCAGCAGCAAGGGGAGACAGGCGCUGCCUGCGAGCAGAGGGUCUGCGGUCAGUGUCUGGAGCCAGGAUGGACGCCAGGGCAGGGCCCCCAGAGAUGACAGCUCCUCCAUGCAGAGUAGCCGAGGCCCCCGGGUGUCCCCACUCCACACCACACCGCGGCCUUUUGGGCAGAGCCAGCACGGUUCUGGGGCUGCUGGCCGUGCUGGGGCUGGGCAUUGUGACUAUCACCCAUCUCCUGGUGCAAGUGUCCCCUCCUUCUGCCUGCUGCCAGCUACACUCCAAGGAAGAGCCCCUAGGGUCCUGGGAGGCCCUGGGUAGGGAGACCCAGCCACAGAAGGACUCCUGCCAACUCAUCCUUGCUGAGAGCUUCCCCCAGGACCUGCCGUAUGCUGCUGGCAGCCCCUUAGCCCAGUCCCUGGCCCAGGCCUGGCUGCAGCUUCUGGAUACCGCGCAGGAAAGCGUCCACGUGGCUUCCUACUACUGGUCCCUCACAGGGUCUGACAUCGGGGUCAACGACUCAUCCUCUCAGCCUGGCGAGGUCCUUCUGCAGAAGAUGCAGCAGCUGCUGACUAGGAAUGUCUCAGUGGCUGUGGCCACCAGUGGCUCAGCACCAGCCAGGAACUCCACUGACCUUCAGGUGCUGGUGGCCCACGGUGCCCAGGUCCGGUGGGUGCCCAUGCAGCAGCUCACUGGGGGCAUCCUGCACUCCAAGUUCUGGGUUGUGGAUGGGCGGCAUAUCUAUGUGGGCAGCGCCAACAUGGACUGGCGGUCACUGACACAGGUAAAGGAACUGGGUGCCAUCAUCUACAACUGCAGCAGCCUGGCCCAGGACCUGGAGAAAACCUUUCAGACAUACUGGGUGCUGGGAGCGCCCCAUGCCAUCCUCCCCAAGAUCUGGCCUCAGAACUUCUCAACCCACAUCAAUCGCUUCUGGCCCUUCCGAGGCCUUUUCGAUGGGAUGCCCACCACUGCCUACUUCUCGGCUUCACCGCCUGCGCUCUGUCCUCAUGGCCGCACCCAGGACCUGGACUCAGUGCUGGCAGUGAUGGAGGAUGCGCGGGAGUUCCUCUAUGUCGCUGUGAUGGAGUACUUCCCCACCACGCGCUUUCGCCGCCCCGCCAGGUACUGGCCCGUGCUGGACAAUGCACUGAGGGCAGCAGCCUUUGGGCAAGGUGUGCGUGUGCGCCUGCUGGUCAGCUGCUGGCUACACACUGACCCCACUAUGUUCCCGUACUUGCGGUCACUCCAGGCCUUCAGCAACCCCUCAGCCGGUGUCUCAGUGGAUGUGAAAGUGUUCAUCGUGCCCAUAGGGAAUCACUCUAACAUCCCGUUCAGCCGGGUGAGCCACAGCAAGUACGUGGUCACAGAGAAGACAGCCUACAUAGGCACCUCCAACUGGUCAGAAGACUACUUCAGCAGCACCUCAGGGGUGGGCCUGGUGCUCCACCAACGGGCUCCCCAAGGCCGGCUAGGGCCGCCUCCUGUGCAGGAGCAGCUGCGGCAGCUCUUCGAGCGAGACUGGCAUUCCCGCUAUGCCGUGGGCCUGGAUGGACACACCCUGGGCCAGGACUGUGUGUGGCAGGGCUGAGGCGCAGCCCUGGCCUUGGCCCGCAGCCCUUAGUAGAUGCUGGUGCCCACUGGCACUGGCUCAGGCACAGAGCUGUGAGAGCAAAACAGCUUUGCUCAGGCCCGAGAACCGUGACGGGGCCCAGGUCAGGGGGUGAGGUGGUGGGUCGGACCCGGCCCGCCCAGAUCCUGCGUUCUGCUUCUGAGCUCGGCAAUCGCUCAGGUCACAUGUGACUCAGUGGGCCUGGGGAUGCCCUGCAGUGUGACAGUGUGGGAGGGGCUCGGCACUUCACUGGGCCCCACUGGACCCCUCGAUCACCCACAGUGGCAUUGUCCCAAGUGUAGCGCUUUGGGUCGUGGUGACCUCUGUGCAGCUGCAGCCCUAAUAAGAGAAGCUUUUGGCCUGUGGCCUGGCCCAGGUUGGGUCAGCACCCGCAGUCGUUUCCUUGCCCCAGUCAUACAUGCACACGCCUGUCUGCCUCCAGGCUGACCACUCUUUACAGAGGUCGGCAAGCUUCAGCCCUCCUUCCCUGUCCAGCUGGGGUCCUGCAGCUGCCUCCUGCCCUGCUCCUCCUGGGUCCCAACUGCUCAAGCCUCUUGAUCCAGACACAGGCCCAAAGCUCUCCCUCUUAGGGAGCCCUUGGGACACCCCAGCUCUGAAGUCCUCGAGCUGCAAUCUGGGCCUACAAGAGAGGCUGCCCUCUGUGAGUCCAGCAGGAACUAACUGUCCAUGACCACUUGAACUGAGGAAAGCCAGCUACAAGCUCACUAAGCCUCACCCAUUCCAGCCUUCAAGACAUGGAGCAGGUGGAUGGGUGGCACCAGCACCCACCUGCAGGGCACCUACCCUCCAGGCUCGUGUCCUGAACACAGAAUUUCGGUUCAUACAUGAAGGUGAAGGGUGCAAGGACCAACUUCACUCACACAGCUCCCACUCAGGGAAGGAGUGCAAAGCUUCAUCUGUUGUGGAGGCUGUGGGUGGGGCCGUGGGUGGAACUAGGGGGUGGGCAUGGUCUGUGUGGGUGUUGGUGAGUGACCUCCAGCUGUGGGCAGGGCCAUGGGUGGGUCUGAAUAAGUGGGCAUGGUGUACAUUUGCAGGGCUCAGUUUGUGGG
Messenger RNA from Octodon degus (degu), 2817 nucleotides. It is a transcript of the gene Pld4, whose product is annotated as phospholipase D family member 4. The coding region runs from base 56 to 1726 and encodes 556 amino acids. Lineage: Eukaryota; Metazoa; Chordata; Mammalia; Rodentia; Octodontidae. The transcript has 11 exons. Gene Ontology annotation, cellular component: endoplasmic reticulum; phagocytic vesicle; trans-Golgi network membrane. The record is from RefSeq and is a predicted model, not a curated record. Gene Ontology annotation, molecular function: catalytic activity. Gene Ontology annotation, biological process: hematopoietic progenitor cell differentiation; phagocytosis.